AUGUUGAGCAUUUCUGCCAUAUCAAUCUCGCUCCGCGUGGUAUCGCUGUCGGUGCCGGCGCUGCGCGCGCGCGGCGAGGCGGCCUCGCUCGCCUGCGAGUACGACCUGGCCGGCGGGAGGCUGUACUCCGUUAACAUAAAGGCCCGCUUAGACACUUUUGCAACAUUCGAUAUCCACGUAGUACUAGUAUCGAUCUUCCUUCUCGUGGUAUCAUUAUCGGUACCGGAAUCAAUCUCGCUCCACGUGGUAUCACUACGGGUACCAGUAUCAAUCUCGCUCCGCGUGGUAUCACUAUGGGUACCAGUAUCAAUCUCGCUCCGCGUGGUAUCACUAUGGGUACCAGUAUCGAUCUCGCUCCGCGUGGUAUCGCUGUCGGUGCCGGCGCUGCGGGCACGCGGCGAGGCGGCCUCGCUCGCCUGCGAGUACGACCUGGCCGGCGGCAGGCUGUACUCCGUCAAGUGGUACCGGGAUAAUGAGGAGUUCUAUAGAUUUAUAGUAUCAAUUUCACUCCGCGUGGUAUCACUAUGGGUACCAGUAUCGAUCUCGCUCCGCGUGGUAUCGCUGUCGGUGCCGGCGCUGCGCGCGCGCGGCGAGGCGGCCUCGCUCGCCUGCGAGUACGACCUGGCCGGCGGGAGGCUGUACUCCGUCAAGUGGUACCGGGACAAUGAGGAGUUUUAUAGCAUCCAAGUUGUACCAGUAUUGAUCUUUGGUGUGGUAUCACUAUGGGCACUAGUAUCAAUCUCGCUCCGCGUGGUAUCGCUGUCGGUGCCGGCGCUGCGCGCGCGCGGCGAGGCGGCCUCGCUCGCCUGCGAGUACGACCUGGCCGGCGGGAGGCUGUACUCCGUCAAGUGGUACCGGGAUAAUGAGGAGUUUUAUAGGUACAUGCCGCGCUUGAGGCCGCCGCAGCACGCGCACGCACUAGAUGGAGUUACUGUCGACUUGCACAAGUCCAGUGCGCGGCGCGUGCACCUCAGGGACCUGACGCUCAAGUCCCGAGGCCUGUACCGCUGCGAGGUGUCUGAGGAGGCACCGUCAUUCCACUCCGCUGAGGCUGAGGCCUUCCUUGAGGUCUAUUAUUUCCCCCGCGAAGCCCCGAAGGUGUCGGGUCACGAGCGGCGGUACGGCAACAACGAGCCGCUCGACGUCAACUGCUCCUCGGCCGAGGCGUUCCCCGCGCCCGACCUGCAGUGGCUCGUCAAUGGACAGAAGGUGACCAACCCCAGCUGGCUACUCCCCCUCGCCACCGUCCCCACCCCCGCGGGGCUGCUGGUGUCGCGGCUCGGGCUGCGCGCGCCGGCGCGGGGCCGCAUGCGCCUGCGAUGCGUCGCCGCCAUCGGGACGCAGAAGCGAGAGCGCUCGGUUGUUAUAGAAACGAGCAGAUCUUGUUGCAACCGACCCAUCAGUAUUCUAGUGGUAUUAGUGAUAGUUUCAAUAUGUAGGAAUUACAUUAUUUGUAUGAUAUCAUGAUAAAAUCUACGUGAAUCUUACAUUGGUUUAGUAUAUUCUACCCAUUAACCUUAUAAUAAUUUAAGAAAAUAAUAAAAUUAAUUGUUCAAUAAAAUGUAAAAAUGUUAAUAAGAAUAGUUAUUUAAUUUUAAUAAGAACGAACCUAUGCUACAGAACUUGCAUCCCAUAACAUCUUUUUGUUACAUAUUUUUAUUAUUGUUUAAAGUAAAAGUAGAAUUCCAUAAUAAGGCUAAUUCAAUCUGCCCAAAUUUUCUGAUAA
Molecule: messenger RNA, 1726 nt
Organism: Plutella xylostella (diamondback moth)
Lineage: Eukaryota; Metazoa; Arthropoda; Insecta; Lepidoptera; Plutellidae
Source: RefSeq, a predicted model, not a curated record